UUUUCCGGCUUAUUCUGUUCGAGAUGAACACGUAUGAGGAAUGAAACAAACUUUAGGAUAAAAUUUGAUGACACAUCCCAUAAAUUUUGGUAUUGUUUUGCCUUCCAUAUUUCCAUAUUUUUCAAGUUUUAAAAGAGCAAGAAAAUGGCAAACGCAAAAAGAAAAAGACCUGCUUCCACUAGAAAAGGUGCAGGAUCAGAAUCCUCUACACCAUCGACACAGGCACGACCACAGUCGUUGCAAUCAAAUUCCAGUUCACCUGGAGCAGCACUUCCUCCGGCAAUUACAAACGACCGACGAAGAGGUCGUAACGAUCCAUCAACACGCUUAGAUCAACAGGAAAGGUUGCGCUUACUUAUAGAAACCAUCCACAAUAACAGAAGAGGAAACCGUGGUGACGGCCAAAGCGCUAGCUCCACUGAUGGCGGUAGUCAACCCAAUUCAUCAAGCCAUGUCGCAAACAGUGACACUGAUGGUGAGAAUGUGAGGCAAACCGAAGGCGGUGAAAGCAGCAGUAGAACUGCACUAUCCAGUACGAAUAUGACCGCUGCUGAAAACUCUGCUGAUAGUGGAGACGACAGCGAACACUCUUCUAAUAAAAAAAGACCUACCGAGUACAAC
Mycotypha africana is the source of this 621-nucleotide messenger RNA. RefSeq lists its product as uncharacterized. Bases 68 to 331 code for a protein of 87 amino acids. The record is from RefSeq and is a predicted model, not a curated record. Lineage: Eukaryota; Fungi; Mucoromycota; Mucoromycetes; Mucorales; Mycotyphaceae. The transcript has a single exon.